Molecule: messenger RNA, 2217 nt
Organism: Bathycoccus prasinos
Lineage: Eukaryota; Viridiplantae; Chlorophyta; Mamiellophyceae; Mamiellales; Bathycoccaceae
Exons: 1
Coding region: 1-2217 (738 amino acids)
Biological process (GO): regulation of DNA-templated transcription
Cellular component (GO): nucleus
Molecular function (GO): DNA-binding transcription factor activity; DNA binding
Source: RefSeq, a predicted model, not a curated record
AUGGCAGCUUCGCGCAUCACCCGCAAACGAACAAACGCAUCGUCAUCUGGAAAGGCAAAAAAAUUCCCUCCUCCAUCUUCUUCUACAAAAAGCGUCCAUGAAGUGGCAAUUUUGAAGAAUGAACAAAAAGAGGAGGACAAAAAGCGCGAUGAAAAACCUGGUUGCGAUGAGAUUACAGAUCCGAAACGCGGUGGAAACGAUCAAUCGAAUAAUGAAGCUUUGGAAAAUUACUCAAUUCCGUUGAUCCACGCGAAUGCGGCGGCGAAAACCGUGGACGCGAAUCCGCAUUUGUCGCCGCCUAAAUUUUCGUAUAAAAAAGUGCCUUCGAAUACUAUUAUUCAACCGUCGUCCUCGGCGGGAAACGAAUGGACGCCGCGACACUUUCCGGUCUUUUCACUUCAACAACAACAACAACAUCAUCAACAACAUCAUCAUCAACAACAACAUCAUCAACAACAACAGAUGCUGCAGAUGAUGAUGUCACACCAUGCUGGAAUGAUGGAUCCGUCUUCAAACGCGUUCAUGCAAUACAACAAUUACGGAGCAAACGGAGGAGCAGCGGGAGGAGCAGCCAACCACCACGCCCAAAACAACGUCCUCAUGGGAAAUCCGAUUCACGAUUUUUUACAAAUGCAACAAAAUCCAACGGCGUUUCCAACGAGGUAUUUGAUCAACGCGCAGAACGGACCGUUUCCAUUUCCAUGGCCACCGGUAGGGAUGCCACCGUUUCCGACGUUCCCGGCGGCGGCUGGUAUGAGUGGGGCACGACAUCAAAUUGAUAACGCCGCCGCUCCUCCUCCUACUACGACGCCUCUUUUGGUGAAACGCGGCGAAGGAGACGCGCAGCAAAAGGUAGACGAAUACGAUAAGAACGAGAACAACACCCAAAAGAAGAGCAAUGCAGCAGCAGCAGCAGGAGUAGCAGCAGCAACAGCAGCAGAAGACCAAGAAAACGAAAAAGAUACGAGGACGGUGAUGACGACGACACGGUUAGCCGAAAACGGUAGCGGGAUGUCGAGCGACAAUUUCCAAACGACGACGGUGACGACGGCGGCCAACAACACAUUCGGUUCCGUAUCGAAUGGGAAAAAGACGGCAACGAGAGUGUUACCCACGGAGGAGCAAUUAGAGCAUCGACAACGUUAUUUGCAGCAACAGCAACAGUUGAAUCAGUUCAACGCUUUCAACGCUUUGCAGCAAAGUGGCGCGGCGUAUAGCGCGUACGCCGCCGCGUUGUCAAUGGGGCAGCCGAAUACAGAUUCUCCCUCGUUCGCGGCGCAACAUGCGUUUCAACAACAUCAGCAGCAACAGCAACAUCUUCAUAACAUGAUGAACAACAACUUCAAUAGCAAUCAGCAGCAUCAACAACAAAUGUAUCUUCAUCAACAGCAGCAUCAACAACAACAGCAACAGCAACAACAACAUCAAGAGCACGAGUAUCAACAGCCGCCGCCACAUUCACAGACGACGACAACCACGCCGAAGAAAGGGAAGCAAGGUGUUCCAAAAUCGAACAGAAACCGUUUAGUUUGGAACGAUGAGUUGCACAGAAGGUUUAUGAACGCGGUGAACCAUCUCGGGUUGGAUGCAGCGGUGCCGAAAACAAUCAUGCAGAUGAUGAACGUGGAAGGUUUGACGAGGGAAAACGUUGCGAGUCACUUGCAGAAGUAUCGUUUAAAACAAAUGACGGCUGAAGAGAAGGCAGCCAUGAAUGCUAAGAGUGCCAUGAAAAAGAACGAAUCGCACUCCACCAUGGACGAUUCUUAUUAUGCGGGAGAAGGGAAAGAGUUGUUAAAUGGAAACGUGCCGAACAAAAGAGGGGCAUCGUUGAAACGACCGGCAGGGUCAGAAACAGAUAUUCUCGAAGGUACGAAGAAGUCUAAAACUGAAAUUGAAGGCACUGCCGACUAUGAAGCAGCUCCUACUGAGGUGAACAUUACUGCUACUGCUAAUACUACCAAAGAUGGUCCCGCUGCUCAAGAAGGGAAAGAUUCCGGCGAAUCGAGCGACGAACGCGACGCCGGCAACAACUCUGGCGGCGAGAACAACUCCAAGCAUCCUCCGUACCAUCACAGCGAUACCAACGAAAAGGAGCAACAGGAGCAAGAGUUGCCAAAGAAACAACAACGUUCGAAACGAGGAAAGUCCUCGAGCGACGACGAAGCUUCGGACAAAGAUAACUUCGGUCAACAACAUCGUGUCGUCGUCGGAAACUAA